Aspergillus heteromorphus CBS 117.55 is the source of this 1488-nucleotide messenger RNA. RefSeq names its product putative phosphatidylglycerol specific phospholipase. Lineage: Eukaryota; Fungi; Ascomycota; Eurotiomycetes; Eurotiales; Aspergillaceae. The coding region runs from base 1 to 1488 and encodes 495 amino acids. Gene Ontology annotation, biological process: phospholipid catabolic process. The transcript has a single exon. The record is from RefSeq and is a predicted model, not a curated record. Gene Ontology annotation, molecular function: hydrolase activity, acting on ester bonds.
AUGUCCACGCCAUCGCAGGACGCUCGUCGUGAGACCCUGCGAGGCGAGGAGCACCGUCCCCUCCUCGGCCCCGAUGGUGAGGUCUUAUCCAGCGACAGUGACUCUGACCCUCACCCGCGACGAUGGGCGGCCUCCUCCUGGGUCCGCACCGGCACCAUCACCCUCGGCCUCCUCCUGGCCAGCGCCCUGCUGGUGUUGGUCUUCUUCUCCGUCGGCCUGGCCAUCCCCGGCCUCCCCCACCCCCCCGGCAAAAAGCCCCCUGCCCCCCGCGGUCCCAUCAAGAACGUCGUCGUCUUGGUCCAGGAGAACCUCUCGUUCGACGCCUUCGCCGGCGGCCUGACCUACAGCCCCCACAUCGACGGCCUCGUCAACCGCUCCUUCUGCAACCCCGCCAACAUCAACCACCCCCAUCCCCCCCACCCCCAGGUCUGCGCCAAACCCACCGCGAAGAAUGUCGCCCCCGACGACCCCGACCACUCCAUCGCCGGCGGCUCCAUGCAGAUCUACGGCACCUACCACCCCGACAAUGCCAGCCCCCCCGCCAUGCAAGGCUUCGUCACCGAGCAGAUCCGCGCCCACCGCAUCAAGGCCGACCUCUCGCGCGCCGCCGAGGUCAUCAACUACUACCCCCCCGACCACGUCCCCGUCUUCAGCGCCAUGGCCGAGAACUUCGUGCUCUUCGACCGCUGGUUCGCCAGCGUCCCCGGCCCGACCAACCCCAACCGCGCCUACCUGACCUCCGGCACCAGCCACGGCCACGGCAUGAACGACCUCGCCUUCCUGACCUCCGCCCUGCCCCAGCCCUCCAUCUUCGAGCAGCUGUCCGACGCCCACAUCGACUGGGUCAACUACUCCAACACCUCGUGGUUCCUCCCGGACGCCCUCUUCUACCGGUGGACCGUCCGCUCCGGCAAGAGCGCGACCCACGUCAAGCCCCUCGACCAGUUCUACCGCGACGCCCGCGCCGGCACCCUGCCGCCCUUCACCUGGAUCAACCCGGAGUGCUGCCAGUACACGUCCUUCCACCCCCCGUCGCCCAUCAACAUGGGCGAGGCCUUCCUCAAGAGCAUCUACGAGGCCCUGCGCGCGUCCCCGCAGUGGAACGAGACCCUCUUCAUCCUGACCUUCGACGAGCACGGCGGGUUCGCCGACCACGUCGCCCCCCCGCAGGACGUGCCCCCGGGCGACGCCCGCACGUACCGGGAGCGGGCGCCGGACGGGUCGGAGAUCGAGUUCAAGUUCGACCGGCUGGGCGUCCGGGUGCCGACCGUGCUGAUGUCGCCGUGGGUGGGCCGGGGGGUGGUGCAGAACCGGCCGACCGACCAGCCCAACGACUUCUCGCACACCUCCAUCCUGAAGUACGUGGCCGAGCUGUGGGAUCUGCCGGUGCUGACGCCGCGCGUGGCCUGGUCGCCCAGCUUCGGGGGGUUGAUCACCGAUACCUGGCGGGAGACGCCGGAGAAGCUGCCCGAGCCGGCUGUUUUUUAG